GCUGGGCCGUGGCCGGGAAUGGGGCCGCCGCCGCGGGGUUGGGUGGGGAGGAGGGCCGGCCUAGGUCAGGAGUUCUCGGGCCCUGGCCGGAGCUGGCAGCGGAGCGAUGUGGCGGAGCAACGGCCUGCGGCUCGGAGCGCGGCUCUGCUGCCCUCGCGGCGGUGCCCGGGCUCCCGCCGAGCGCGGCCACCGGAGCCUGGUCUCCUGCAUCGAUCCUUCCAUCGGGCUAAAUGAAGAGCAGAAAGGAUAUCAGAAAGUGGCCUUUGACUUUGCAGCCCGGGAGAUGGCUCCACACAUGGCAGAGUGGGACCAGAAGGAGCUGUUCCCCGUGGACGUGAUGCGGAAGGCGGCCCAGCUGGGCUUCGGCGGGGUCUACGUACGGACAGACGUAGGUGGGUCUGGACUGUCCUGGCUCGAUACCUCCGUCAUCUUUGAAGCCUUGGCGACGGGCUGCACCAGCACCACCGCCUACAUAAGCAUCCACAACAUGUGCGUCUGGAUGAUCGACACCUUUGGCAAUGAGGAGCAGAGGCACCGGUUUUGCCCACCGCUCUGCACCAUGGAGAAGUUUGCUUCCUACUGCCUCACGGAGCCAGGAAGUGGGAGCGAUGCUGCCUCCCUUUUGACCUCAGCUAAACGGCAAGGAGAUCAUUACAUUCUCAAUGGCUCCAAGGCCUUCAUCAGCGGUGGAGGGGAGUCGGACGUCUAUGUGGUCAUGUGCCGGACGGGAGGGCCAGGCCCCAAAGGCAUCUCGUGCAUCGUGGUGGAGAAGGGGACGCCUGGCCUCAGCUUUGGCAAGAAGGAAAAAAAGGUCGGGUGGAACUCCCAGCCAACCCGCGCCGUGAUCUUUGAAGACUGCGCCGUCCCUGCGGCCAACAGGAUUGGGAACGAGGGGCAAGGCUUCCACAUCGCCAUGAAAGGCCUGAAUGGAGGGAGGAUCAACGUCGCUUCUUGCUCCGUCGGGGCUGCUCAUGCUUCAGUCACCCUCGCCCGAGACCACCUCAAUGUCCGGAAGCAGUUUGGAGAGCUUCUGGCCAAUAACCAGUACCUGCAGUUCAAACUGGCUGAUAUGGCCACAAGGCUGGUGGCCUCGCGGCUGCUGGUCCGCAGCGCGGCGGUGGCUCUGCAGGAGGAGCGGGACGACGCGGUGGCCCUGUGUGCCAUGGCCAAGCUCUUCGCUACAGACGAGUGUUUCGCUAUCUGCAACCAGGCCUUGCAGAUGCACGGAGGCUACGGCUACCUGAAGGACUACGCCGUCCAGCAGUACAUGCGGGACUGCAGGGUCCACCAGAUCCUGGAAGGCAGCAACGAGGUGAUGAGGAUGCUGAUCUCGCGGAGCCUGCUCCAGCAGUAGCCCAGACGUGCUCUGCCCCGAUGUGGACUGUGCACUUGAAUUAGGGUGGACUGGCCCGCUCUGGACUGGCCUGCUCUGGACGGUUCUGUUACAAAUGAGUCAUAAGGUCAUAGGACCGAGCCCUCCUAGGAGGACCUCCCUCAGUGUCGGCAGCAGGUACGGCGUCGUCGGAGGCCUGGAGGAGCGGCCUUGGUGGGGUGUCCUGAGGACACUGCUGUGUUUCCUGAAGCUCAAGGUGACUGAUGACGGGUCAGCGACCAUGGUCCUCUUUGCAUCCACAUCGUCUGGGUCUGCCUGUGUGUGCUGGUUCACCGGAUCCUCCUCCCGGAAGCUGGGUGCUCCAUGCAGCGUAUUUCUAUUUAUUAAGCAAAGGUGUGGGAAAGGGGAAGUGGAGGAAAGCGACCUGUCUUUUUCCGUCCCCUGCACCUCAGCUGGAGAUGCAGGUUCCUGUGGGCACACUUCCUCCAUAGCACACCUCUGAAGUAAACGGGCCUUCGGGGAACGUGGCCCUGACUAUGACUUAAGGUGUCUGGACGUCUGGACCACUUGAAUCAAGGCUGAGGUGACCUGGACCUUUGAAGAUUUGCUUUCUUUUUAAGAAGCAUCUAGGAAUAGUGUUCAAAGUUUCUAGAACCCUUUCUAGGAAGUACUUGGGAUAUAUUUUUUCUAUCUACAUUUUUUGUUUUUGUUUUAUGAAGCUAUUACUCUUUUUAAAGGUCUUUGAUUGAUAAAUAAAAUUUAUCCCUUUCUGUACCAUCUCAAGCUCCACUGAAGUUGGUUUUUAUUCUUUCUGUCAGCCUUUACAACUAUUUUUUAAAAAUGUAUUAAACACAACUAGAUUUUGGAAU
Messenger RNA from Pipistrellus kuhlii (Kuhl's pipistrelle), 2202 nucleotides. RefSeq names its product acyl-CoA dehydrogenase family member 8 (gene ACAD8). Bases 107 to 1354 code for a protein of 415 amino acids. Gene Ontology annotation, biological process: lipid metabolic process. NCBI's taxonomy places the organism in Eukaryota, Metazoa, Chordata, Mammalia, Chiroptera, Vespertilionidae. The transcript has 11 exons. Gene Ontology annotation, molecular function: flavin adenine dinucleotide binding; acyl-CoA dehydrogenase activity. The record is from RefSeq and is a predicted model, not a curated record.